Messenger RNA from Didymodactylos carnosus, 468 nucleotides. The record is from the annotation of a GenBank genome assembly. Lineage: Eukaryota; Metazoa; Rotifera; Eurotatoria; Philodinida; Philodinidae.
AUGGCAACAUCAACUGCAACCAUCGAUGAUGAUAUUUCAAUCGAUACUGAUCGACUUAUUAACAGCAAAGUUCAAGACGAAUAUGUCUGCCCCAUUUGUCGAUCUCUCUUAUGGAAACCUGUUUGUUGUAAAGGUUGUAAAACGAUAUUUUGCAAAAAAUGUAUUCGAGAAUGGUUAUUGCAAAAAGAUUGUAAAAACAGAUGUCCAAUGAAUUGUAAGAAAUAUCAAGAGGAAUCACCUCCACCAAUAUUAAAUUCAUUAUUAUCUAAACUAGAGCUUAAAUGUUGUUAUAAAACUUUUGGUUGUCAAGAAACUAUUUUAUACGAAUCAAUUGAACGUCAUGAAAAUGAAUGUGAUUAUCAAACAAAACAAUGUCGAGGAUGUGAAAAUAAAUUCUUACUUAAAGAUAUUCGACAACACGAAGAAUAUUGUGAUAAAAUUGAUAUUCAUUGUGAUUUAUGUCAAUAG